AUGUCCGGUUCCAUCGACGAGUCGACAUCUGGCCUGCCGUCAGCUGCGCCACAGUCAGCUGCGCCACAGUUCUUCCACCGGCCGGAUCUGCAUGCACGUCCCGAAGACGGCGACGACGUGCAGCCACGGCGGCGCAAGGUCCGCAAGGGCACGCACACGUGCUGGGAGUGCAAGAGGCGCAAGGUGCGCUGCACAUUUUCAGCGCCGGGCGAUGCCACGUUUCAGGUCUGUGCCCGACGCUGUCUGCGCUGUGUCAGCCAAGAGUUUCCCGAAGAAACAACGCCGGCCGAGCUGCAGAGCCGGCUGGUGGGCGAUCGGCUCGUGCAGGUCGAGGAGAUGGUGCGGCAUCUGGCACGACAUGGCAUGAGGACCCCCCAGGCAGAGCCUCUGUCGUCGUCGUCAUCAUCGACGCCGCCGGCUCUCGUCCCCAACAGCAUGCCGACGCCGGCCAACAGCACGACCCCAGCAUCUUCCGUCUGCUGUGAGUCGCUCUCAUCGCUGCCGCUUGAGACUAGAGACGCGUCCGCCUCCAUUUUUGCCUCCACUCCCACCAUCCUUACUAUCCUUCCCGGUGCCAGUCAUGAAGAGCUCGCCGGCGCUCUCUUGGCGGCCUUCCCGUCCGGUCCCGAUCUCGACCUCAUCGCCUCCUGCACGGCCGAAGCCUACAACCACUGUCAAGUGCUGUUUCGGUCACAGCGUGACAUCCGUGACUCCGGCUUCUGGCCAACCACCGGUCUGCGGGCCCGCCCGAUGCAGCUGUCAGAGUCACCGCUUCCACACCCCGUCAUCAUCGCCCGCCAGAUGCUCUUACUGGCCGUGGUUCUGCAGCUGUCGGACUCACGGGCCCGCAAAGGCCUCGGCGGACUCUCAGAACCGGCCUCGACCAUCGCAGCUCGACUCGGCAGCACGGCCAUCGGACUGGUCACACGCAACGACGAGCUGCUCGACACACUCGACAACUCGGUCGACAGCUCGCCCGACGGGCUCGAAGGCCUCGAGUGUAUCAUCCUCGAGGCCAUGUACCGCGGCAACUCGGGCCAGCUGCGUCGAUCCUGGCUGACAUGGCGUCGUGGCAUCUCGCUCGCCCAGCUGAUGCGCCUUCCCAGCAUGGCCUCGCGCCCAGCCUCGGCCUCGUCCUCUCCCUUUAUCGUCGCAUACGUGGUAGUUGUCGACAUCUCGUAA
Grosmannia clavigera kw1407 is the source of this 1182-nucleotide messenger RNA. RefSeq names its product c6 zinc finger domain containing protein. Bases 1 to 1182 code for a protein of 393 amino acids. The record is from RefSeq and is a predicted model, not a curated record. Gene Ontology annotation, molecular function: zinc ion binding; DNA-binding transcription factor activity, RNA polymerase II-specific. Gene Ontology annotation, biological process: regulation of DNA-templated transcription. Lineage: Eukaryota; Fungi; Ascomycota; Sordariomycetes; Ophiostomatales; Ophiostomataceae. The transcript is spliced from 2 exons.